This is a messenger RNA of Cordyceps militaris CM01, 1077 nucleotides long. RefSeq names its product allantoicase. The transcript has 2 exons. Gene Ontology annotation, biological process: allantoin catabolic process. The record is from RefSeq and is a predicted model, not a curated record. Gene Ontology annotation, molecular function: allantoicase activity. Bases 1 to 1077 code for a protein of 358 amino acids. NCBI's taxonomy places the organism in Eukaryota, Fungi, Ascomycota, Sordariomycetes, Hypocreales, Cordycipitaceae.
AUGGCCACUACAAUUGACGAGAUCAGCUACAAGAUUAGCGACGACGUUGCUACCAGCGUCGUCCCUGCUGACAAGAUUGACGAGACGUUCCGUUCGACAUGCAUUGACCUCAUCUCGGCUACUCUGGGCGGUAAGAUUCUUGCCUUUUCAGACCAGUGGUUCGCAGAAGCGUCCAAUCUUCUGACUCCUACCGCACCGAUUUCGCAGCCCGGCAAGAUGGUCUUCACCGGUGCCUGGUACGACGGCUGGGAGACGCGCCGUCACAACCAGGAGCCCUUUGACUGGGUGGUGAUUCGGCUGGGCGUCGCGUCGGGCACCGUCGAGGGCAUCGAGGUGGACACGGCCUUCUUCACCGGCAACUACGCGCCCUUUAUCUCGGUCGAGGGCUGCUUCAGCGACAACGACGACGAGGUGGCGUCGUGGCAGGGCGCGCGCGGCGGGUGGUCGACGAUUGUGGGCAUCCGCGAGUGCGGCCCCUCGGCGCGCUUCUCGUGGAAGCUCGACGCCCCGACGCAGAAGCAGUACACGCACGUGCGCCUCAACAUGUACGCCGACGGCGGCAUCGCCCGCUUCCGCCUCUUUGGCCACGCCGUGCCCGUGUUCCCGGCCGACCCCGACGCCGUGCUGGACCUCGCGGCCGCGCAAAACGGCGCCGUCGCUGUGUCCUGCAGCGACCAGCACUUUGGCACCAAGGACAACCUGCUGCUGCCCGGUCGCGGCAAAGACAUGGGCGACGGCUGGGAGACGAAGCGCUCCCGCGGCAAGGACCACAUCGACUGGACCAUUGUGAAGCUCGGCGCUCCCGGCCGCAUCGACAAGUUCGUCGUCGACACGGCGCACUUUCGCGGCAACUUUCCCCAAAAGGUCCGCCUCGAGGCCAUCCACGCCGCCACUGCCAGCCCGGCUGCCGACGACGCCGGCUGGAAGGAGGUGGUCCCGCCGACCAAGGCCAAGGCGGACCUGGAACACGAGUUUGCCUCUGCUGACACCAACAGCGUCUUUACUCACGUCAAGCUCGUCAUGAUUCCCGAUGGCGGCGUCAAGCGCGUGCGCGCGUUUGGCCGCAGAGCCAUCUAG